AUGUCCACCUUGAACGCGGAGUCGGACUUUCAAGAGAAGCCGCCUUCGCAGCCAGCACCCAAGCCUUCGCCGUCACCGUCAUCUCCUCCCGUCGAGGCGUCUCGAUAUCUCAUCAAACGACCCAAAGCGCUACAAUGGUUUCACAACGGCACUCUCGAACGAGAAUCCGAGGAGGAACGGCAGGCCGGCCGCUUCGAAUUAUUUCUUGACUUGCUGUACGUGGCGCUUGUGGCAAACUUCACCGAGGACCUGGUCGAACACGCCUCCGGCGCAGAACUGGUCAAAUACCUUCUGAUUUUCGCACCGGCAUGGCACGUCUGGAGCGAUCUCCGCGAGAUCAUGAACUCGUACUACACCGACGAUCUGGUCCAGCGCGGCGUGAUACUGUGGGUCAUGGCCCUGCUGGUUCUCUACGGUAACAAUGCGACGCUUGUGGCCGAAGACAUUGGCGCCAUGAGGACUGCCGUCGGGGCGUUCAUGACAGCUCGACUCACCGUCGCGUGCGUCUAUCUGAUUUCGUCGUUUGCGAGUUUCCAGCAUCGCGCCCAGGCGAGGGUCAUGGCCGCAUUCAUCCUGCUAGGUCUUUUGAUCUGGAUCCCCUUGUACUUUGAGAGCGUGAGCCUCCGCGCCAAAAUUGCUGUUGCGGUCGUUGCAAUCGUGUAUCAGGAAACCGCGUGGAUUCUCACCUUCGGCACAUGGAUCAAGCGAUACUUGCGCCUGGAAUACAGUACUGCCGUCGACAUCAGCCACGAGAUCGACCGGCUCGCUGCCUUCUACAUCAUCAUUCUAGGGGAGUACUUGUACAAUAUCGUCGUGGGAAACCCUGCCGCGGUUGGACUCAAUCUCGGUCUCCUGAAAGCUGUGUGGACACUGAUCAUUGCAUUCUGCUUGAAUUGGUUGUACCUCAACGGCGACGGUGGCGUGGACAGCGUACACCCAAUCAGGCGCUCCGUUGUCACGGCUUUCAUGUUUUUCGGCCUGCAUAUGCCCCUUGCUGCAUCAUUGCUGGUUGGUGGGCACGUCUGUGCUGUGAGUGCUGGGCAUGAAGAGCUCAGCCGGGGUGAGCGUUGGUUGUUGGGUGGCGGGUUAGGUGUGGGCAUGUUCUGCCUGUGGAUCAUGUCAAUCUUGUUCCGUGGGCAAGAUUCAAACGAAUUGAUUAUGCCGAAAAUGCCCAGAACAGGAAUGAGAUUGGUCGUCGCCAUCAUUCUGGUUCUGUUGCCGCUGGCCCAUGAAGAUCAUUUCAACCCCGUCCAGCUCCUUAGCACAGCUAUGGGUUUGAUCUUGUUUGUAACCAUCUGGGAGACGGUCGGAGGCCUGAUGAAGGGGGCCAGAGUGUAUGAGAAAUGGGAGGCAAGGAAUCCACCACAGCUUUGA
Messenger RNA from Exophiala spinifera, 1374 nucleotides. RefSeq lists its product as uncharacterized. Bases 1 to 1374 code for a protein of 457 amino acids. The transcript has a single exon. NCBI's taxonomy places the organism in Eukaryota, Fungi, Ascomycota, Eurotiomycetes, Chaetothyriales, Herpotrichiellaceae. The record is from RefSeq and is a predicted model, not a curated record.